This is a messenger RNA of Lymnaea stagnalis (great pond snail), 16361 nucleotides long. NCBI's taxonomy places the organism in Eukaryota, Metazoa, Mollusca, Gastropoda, Lymnaeidae. The record is from the annotation of a GenBank genome assembly.
UUUCAGGCUAGCAUUGAUGAAUCACUACAUGCCCUGGAAGAUCUGAUGAAUGAAUUUUUUGCUGCAACUACUAACAAUGAUAGAAAAAGAGAAAUUGGUAGGAUUACCUGUAAAGUUGAAAGUUUCCUGUAUAAUUUUUAGUUAAAAGGGUGUUUAUUAUGUUUCUUGUUAAUCUAAUUUGUAAAAAAACAAAAAAACUUUGAACCGAUCGUUGCUUUCUUUGGUUUUAAGUGAAGAAAAUAUGUUUAUUUAGUCUUCACAUAUUACAGCAGAAUCCUCUGACCAUGAGUUCCUUGGUGUGACUUCGGCACAUAGAAGUAAAUAUGAAAAAUUCUUUACUUGCAUUUAACCAGACAGAGAUGAGAACAAAAAUAAAAUUUUAAUUGGUGGUUAAACAGGAACAAACUAAAAUAUAUCAAAUAAAUCAAACUGGGUUAAGAAAUUACCCUAAUGCAGAACUUUACAGACAACUCUACAGACAACUGUACAGGCAGGGCUGAAACUUGCAGUCAGUUUGAUAACAUGGAACCCUGUUUCAUAAAUACAUAAGAUUGGGGGUCUAUGGAAUGAGGAGUCUCACUCCUGUUAUGACAGAUCUUGAAAUUAAAAUUUCCUUUUCAUCAUCCCUAUAUAAUUGACUCAUAAGGCAAGAAAAGAAGCCGUUUUUGGAGAGCUUGAAAACUCAACCUCAAACACUAAAGUCCAAAGCAUGCAGCCCACUUGGCCUGGUUUUAAAGAAGUUGUCUUUAUAGGCAAAAAUAGUUGUCUUAAAAAAUUGUAUUUUAAUCCAUUUUUUUUUUCUUCCUCAGAAUCAAUUUUGACUAACUUCACUCAGAUGUCCAAUGCAUGGGAAAUGUGCCUGUACUUUAUGAGUAAUACUCAAAAUGAAUAUGUCAUGAUGUAUUGCUUAAAUGUCCAAGAGGUCAGUACAAUAGUUUUGUAUAUCCAUCCAUCCCUGUUGCGCUACAGCCCAUGUAGGGCUUUGGCCUACCUCACCACUUCCUUCCACUAAGACCUAACUGAUGCUUUUCUUUUCCAUGCUUGGAUUCCCAGCUGCUGUAGAUCUUUUCUCCACAUCAUCCAUCCAUCUAAGCCUAAGUCUGCCUUUGAGCUGUUUUCCUCUGAGGUUUUGGUGGUGCAUCCUCUUCACUCUUCUUUCAUUUGGCAUUCUUUCUAAGCGCCCUGCCCAGCAUAGCCUGCCCUUUUUAUUUCUGCUACCGGUACUACCGUGGGAUACGAUUCCUGGUUGGUUCAUAUUCUUCCUCCAUAUUCAUCCUUUAUUGGUACAUAUAUUUUCCGGAUAACUUCUCUCUCCCAUGUGUUUAAUAGGUUUUUUGCCAUUUUUGUUAGGGUCCAAGUUUCAACUGGUCUGAUUACUAAUUAUAUCUAGUUUUCUUUGUUUCUCUUGUAAGGUUUUUACUUGUGAGUAUUCUCUGACUACUGAAGCAUGACCUGUUUCAGGACGAUGUUCUUUCUUUUAUUUCUGUUAGUAAUUCAUUUCAUUCAUUUAAUAAAGAUCCUAGGUAUUUGAAUUGAUUUACUUUUUCAAAAGUCUGGUCUCUAAUUAUAUUGGUUUCUUCUGUCUGUUUUUCUCUUUUCUUGGUCAUAUAUUUUAUUUUUUGGUUGUUAACUUCCAUCCCUGCUUGUAGUGAUGCAUCUUCUUAUUCAAUAAAGGCUUUUGAUAUGUCUUUACUACUUUUCCCUAACAGUGCUAUGUCAUCAGCAUAUGCAAAAUACUGAAGGGGUUGAUUGUAGAGAGUGCCUAUGGGUUGUGGGUCUUGGGUUUCCCUCAGAAAGUAUCCUGUUAUUGUUAAUAGUUUUGUAACUUGAUGCAACUAUUGCUAGCAUUUUAAAGUUUAUUUAACCCCUGUUUCAUAAUUUUAUUUCAGCAAUCAUUUUCAUAAGUCAACAUAUGUGUGCAUAAGAUAUCCUUUAACAGCCCUCCAUUUUCAUCUGCCACCAUAUGUUUGCACAUGAUAUAAUUUAACAGCCCUCCAUUUUCAUGUGUCACAAUACAUGUGCACAUGAUAUCAUUUAACAGCCCUCCAUUUUCAUUUGUCACAAUAUGUGUGCACAAGAUAUCAUUUAUCAGCCCUCUAUUUUCAUGUGCCACCAUAUGGUGUGCACAUGUUAUCAUUUAAAAGCCCUCCAUUUUUAAAUCCCUUAUAUUGACUUCGUUUUAGUUCAUGUGUUUCUUUCUUGGUGGCACAAAUUUUUCUACAUUUUUUUCCCAUGUAAGAAAAUUAAAAUAUUUUUAAAAAUGCUGGUGAAAAAUUAAUGUUCCUUUGCAGACACUCAUCAGUCACAAGUGGAUGAACCUUGCAGCUAAUGACAAGAUAGAAAUACGGACAUGUCUCACUCAGUUCCUCAUGAAUCAACAUACGAGAGUACCAUCCUACAUACGUAACAAGUUGGCAAAGCUGGUUGUAGACAUUGGUCGAAGCGAUUGGCCGCAUUUCUACCCUGAUUUCUUCUCCAAUAUAUUACAAGUAGGUUAGAAUAUUUACCCAAUGUGAUCAUAGUCUGAGUAGACUAUUUCUGUUCUAAUGCCUUGGUUGUAAGCAGCAGAAGCUAAUACUGGAAGCCUGGUCACCAUGGCACUUGGACCGGGCAUCUGACGUUUUGCCUGCAUUUGAAGAAAAAAAUAUAUCCUGUCUCUUGACAGAAAAAGUUUUGAAUCUUAAAUUAUUGUUAGUUUUGUCCAAUUCUGGGUAUAAAACUGAGGCAUUCUGGGUAUAAGACUGAGGCAUUCUGAGUAUAAUACUGAGAUUUCAGUUGUUUAUUAUAGCAGGAAACCUGUGUAAUCAUUUUAAGCACCAAAUAUUUAAGAUGCAGUGUAUGUAUAACUAUAAUGUCUGCUUUCUCAAGCUGGCACAACAGUCUGACACGGCGCUCCUAGGAGUGAUCCUACUCCAGACGGCAUCCGAAGAACUCGCAUCCCCUAGAGACGAUGUCAGCAUGGCCAGGAAGGAGGAGCUGCAUCGAUUGCUGUUGCUCCAGGUCCCUUCGGUUCUUAGCAUUUUAAACAGUAAGUCAUGGCCUGUUCUGUCUUGUUGUGUUUUUUUUUUAAAUUCUCAAACCUUUUAUGCCUUUUUGAACAUUAAUGUCCCUUGUCCUGAUGGUGUUCAACUCAUUUAGAUGAGCUGUGAUGUUCCUCAGAAUGUGAUAACCAAUGUGAGCAGACUUUAUAAGCGUUCAACUCAUUUAGAUGAGCUGUGAUGUUCCUCAGAAUGUGAUAACCAAUGUGAGCAGACUUUAUAAGUGUUCAACUCAUUUAGAUGAGCUGUGAUGUUCCUCAGAAUGUGAUAACCAAUGUGAGCAGACUUUAUAAGUGUUCAACUCAUUUAGAUGAGCUGUGAUGUUCCUCAGAAUGUGAUAACCAAUGUGAGCAGACUUUAUAAGUGUUCAAAACAUUUAGAUGAGCUGUGGUAAUGCUCAGAAUUUGAUAACCAAUGUGAGCAGACUUUCCAAGUAUACAUGAAGCCAGACCGCUGCCAAGUAACUGGUAGAAAGCUGUCAUUAACAGCUAGAUGAGAAAACAGUGGUUCAGUGCAUUGUUUACAUAAUCCAAUGGGUCAUCUACCAGAGACUGUAUAUAAGAUAUUUUAACUUGGGUCAAUAACAGUUAUGUAUCCAGGAAACGCACAGAAUAAAUUAUCAGUCAGUUGGCAAUGUACAAGUAAUUGUUUCAUGGAUGUUUUACUUUCGGGCUAAUACAAUUGUUUCAUAAAAAUUUGUUUUAUAAGGAUUAAUAAUUGUGCAUGAUUAUUUAAGUUUUAAAAAACAUACUUUGCAUGACCUUAGUGCUAUAUUUACUGAUUGUUGAUUGGUCCAUUCACUGACUGCUGAUCGGACAACUGAUUGUCCAAUCCAUAUUGGAUAUUAUCUAUUUUAUUAUAUUUGCAGAUAUUCUGGAAUCAAUGCUGGAAAAACAUCGGCAUUUAGUAGCUGCAACACCACCUCCGUCCCCAACAUCCGGUGAAGGAAGAUCCUCUCGUCAAGGCAGCAGUCAGCUGUUUUCUACAUCUCCCAUAGUCAAUGGUAACAUUUAUAUUGUCAAGGCAGCAGUUAGCUGUUUUCUACAUCUCCCAUAAUCAAUGGUAACAUUUAUAUUGUCAAGGCAGCAGUCAGCUGUUUUCUACAUCUCCCAUAAUCAAUGGUAACAUUUAUAAUGUCAAGGCAGCAGUUAGCUGUUUUCUACAUCUCCCAUAAUCAAUGGUAACAUUUAUAUUGUCAAGGCAGCAGUUAGCUGUUUUCUACAUCUCCCAUAAUCAAUGGUAACAUUUAUAUUGCCAUUUAUUGCAAGUAUAAAUAUUUCUGUGAAUUAAUUUCAUUCCAUUUAAAUUCAUUAAAUCUAAUAUUUUUGCAUUACCAAUUUUGAUGACUUGCUUAAAAGUCUUUUCAAAGUUGAAUAUAUCAACACAUAAUGAAAGUACCUUGAUGUUCAUAUCUUUAUUUUACUAUUUUCACAUGAAAAAUUAAUGAAUGACUUUCUCCCUUAUGUUGUCUCUCACCAGCCAACUUUGUUUCUCUGUUACUGGGUAGUCCCAGCCGAGGUCCCCAGAUGGAAGCCCUGCCCCCAUUGGACGCGGCCUCUCAGCAGCUCUGCUGGGCCGGUUUGACCUGCUUAGCUCACUAUCUGUGCUGGGUUCCAUUGUCCACUGUGGUCAGGCCCCAGCUUCUCUCCACCAUAUUUCACUUUGCUGCAUUUGGCUGCCAGCCCAGAACCGACUUCAACGACUCCAGUCCUAGUUCUAGAAGCAGUGCAUUUAGCAGCAGCACUCACAAACUGGGUAAAUAAAUCUCUAGUUAGUCUCCCAUUCGGUCAAGUACCAGUUGAGGUUUUGGGCCGGGUCAGCACUAAACUUUGUAUGCCAAUAGGUGCAAAGGCUAAGUAUCUUGAAAUCUAUAAUUCCUCGAUUAAUAUUGACGUCAAUCAAUGAUUUGAUUGUUUGUGUAUGUCUACGUUUGUGUUCAUAAAUACUGUAUCUUCUCUUUCUUUAGGUGUCCUGGCCAUGAACUGUAUCAAUGAAAUCCUCAGCAAAAACUGUGUCCCUCAGGAGUUUGAAGACUUCCUUCUCCAGAUGUUCCAGCAGACAUUCAACCUGCUUCAGAAGAUAACCAAAGAGAGCAACACAAAUUCCUCUGGCAACAGACUAGAAGAACUUGAUGAAGUGUCAGUCCUUAUUUUAACUAUCAUGUUGAAAACCUUGUGUUUAAAUUUCCACUCAGACUGCACCAACUCAAAUGCUUACAACGUAUUUAUUUUACAUGUUUUUAAUAAUUGUAAAGCGCUUAGAGCUUUAGGGUAAGCGCUAUAUGAAAAUGCCUAAAUAAAUAAAUAAAUUUAUUUAUUUUAUUCAUUCAUAUUUUAGCAGAGAUUGUAUUUUAUUUUUUAUAAACACAUGUGCUAUCUGCAAAUGAGAUUUAAACUUUUUUUUUUAAAUAUCGAUUUCAGAUAUGUCGACAAGUUUACUGACUUCCUCGGGCUUUUUGUUAGUGUCCAUUUGCGUCGAUUUGAAGCCAAUCCUCAGUUUCCUGUCUUGGAGUUCCUGUCCCUGCUCUUCAAAUAUACAUUUAGACAGGUACAGUUUACCGUGAUGUGUCUGCUUAAAAAGUAUUUUGAGUGUUUGUUUUUUUUUAAAAUAAUUUUGCCACUGCAUUGGUUCCUCACAGUAUACACUGUGCAGAGUGGAUAAGCAGCAUAAUGAACCUGCUUAUGAGCCAAAAUAUGAACCAGACAUGCUCUCUCAUGCAUGUAGAAAAAAAUCAAAGAUCGUGGCAUAAACAUGUCUGCUUUAAUAAUAAACAAAAUAUCUGACAAAAAAUGUUUAGUGAGUUUUUGUUUGUGUUGAUGCUGGGGGGAUGGGGGUUCCUUCUUCUUCUUUUCAGGUCACAAAUGAUUGACACUGUCUUAGAGUAGAUUUUCAAUGGCAUCAUCCAAUGGUCACAUGCAUAAGACAGUACAGUUUUUAGGCUAGUACUGCUUCUGUCAAACCAUUUAGGAACAACAACCUUUCUCUUUUCAGGCACAAAAUAUUUACACAUUUCCUUCUGCUUUGUUUAAUUCAUUCACUGCGUAUGAAAACAUGGACCGUAAAGUAGAUUUUUAUGCAAUCAAAGAUAUUAAAUUGAGGCCUAAAAUCUUCUUGGUUAAUAUUUUGUGGUAAAAGGGAUGUCCCUUUUAUUCUUUGUUGUGGGUUGUCCAGUUUUAGUUCAAAUUUUUUUCACAAUAUUUCAUUAAGUAAUGACAGAGUGUGUAGAUCAAGAGCCUAUAAAGCGGCUUGGUGUAAGGUCAGAGAAACUAUGAGGCUCUAAACCAGAUCAAAUUAUUGAAAAUAGAGUGUUCCAGGGGCGAGCUACUCUAUCAAAAAACAAAAUGUAACUUAGCGGUAUGAUAUAUAGCAGGAAAUGCCAAGGACAGACUGGCAGUAACCAGACAGUUAGCAAUGAUUUUUUUUUUAAUGAUGUUUGACCAGGCUGAAGAAUGACUUAAAAUGUUCAAAUAGUUUAACAUGGCCAAUAUCAUCUUUUAGAAUGAGCGUUGCCUGAGAACAGAUUGGGUUCUUCUGCAAGGCAUGUCCUUUCAUCGAGAAAAACACAAAAAAAUCCAAUAAUGUACUAUUUUCUUCACAACAGCCAAGUACAGACGGAUAUUUUAGCUGUUUAGAUAUUUGGAUAACAUUCCUAGAUUAUUUAAACACCAGACUUGAGGCACGAUCCAUAAACAAGGAAGACAUAUCUCUGAGGUAGGCGUUUUGUCCAUACUGUGAUGUAAACUCUAAAUUGCAACACCCUCUUGUCAUUUGACAAAAAAUGUGAAAUGAGUCCUACAAUAAAAAAAAAACUGUUGAUAUUUUUUCAUGGAUAUUUUUUCUUGACUUUCCAACCCAAGGAAUGUUACGGUUUUCUCCCUCACAGGUUCAAAGCUUCCCUUAGUUACAAACGGUAACACUUGCAUGGUUGAACAUUUUUUCAGCGGUGCUAUUUCAUGCUAUUGAUUUUGUUAUUUGCCAGACCACAUUAAGUUGUUAAACUUGUUUGUUUGUUUUUGCUUUUCUCACAUAGAGAUUUAUCUAGAGCUAUUAAUUUAGUUGAUAAAUGAAAAAGAAAUCAUUCACUCAAAAUGGAAAUGAGCUGAUAUUAGAGGAAGUUAAGUUUUCUGAUUUUUUUUUUCUAUUGAAGUAAAAUAAUGAAAUAAAUUUACCAGCGGCACCUCUAAUACUAAUACCGUAAAUUCAUGUCUUAUUUUUGUCAUUAAAGUACUAUUGCGAAAAAAUAUUCAGAUUGUUUGUUAGAGUCAGGUAGUAUUCUUUUUUUUUUUUUUUUUUUUUUUAAAUGACUAACUUUGAGUUUUACUUUUUCUGACCAAUGUCUACAAAAUAUUCUCUUUCUUAAAGUAUUUUUAAUUAAUUUUUAUUACCAGAUUACUUUUUAUUUUUAUUUUUUUUUUUUGUUUUGUUGUAUUCUUUUUUUUUUUUUUUUUUUCUUUUAAAUGACUAACUUUGAGUUUUACUUUUUCUGACCAAUGUCUACAAAAUAUGCUCUUUCCUAAAGUAUUUUUAAUUAAUUCUGAUUACCAGAUUACUUUUUCUGACCAAUGUCUACAAAAUAUGCUCUUUCCUAAAGUAUUUUUAAUUAAUUCUGAUUACCAGAUUACUUUUUCUGACCAAUGCCUACAAAAUAUGCUCUUUCCUAAAGUAUUUUUAAUUAAUUCUGAUUACCAGAUUACUUUUUUUGUAAUUUUCCCAGGUAUAAGGAGGCUCUGACCUCAUUAGUUUCCAGUAUUUUACAGAAGUUUCAAUUCCGUUACAACCAAUCCCAGCUUGAAGAGCUUGACGAUGACACACUAGAUGAUGAUGUGAGUAGAAGAAAUGUAUCUGUUAAAACUGUACUCAUAACGUAUAUGUUUAAACAAUACUCAUAGCAUAUUUUUUUAAACAUACUCACAAUGUAUCUGUUUUACUGUACUCACAACGUAUCUGUUUAAACUGUACUCAAAAUGUAUUUGUUUAACUGUACUCAAAAUGUAUUUGUUUAACAGUACUCACAAUGUAUCUGUUUAAACUGUACUCAAAAUGUAUUUGUUUAACAGUACUCAUAAUGUAUUUGUUUAACUGUACUCUCAAUGUAUUUGUUUAACUGUACUCAAAAUGUAUUUGUUUAACAGUACUCAUAAUGUAAUUGUUUAACUGUACUCAAAAUGUAUCUAUUUAACUGUACUUUGCUCUGGUCUAUGUAUUUGACUGUAUCAUUUAGACUUAAAGGGGGAAAAACAAAAUAAAUGUGAAUGGUUAGUUGAGCUUGACAUGGCUAUCCAUGCAUUUUCUGAUAGUCAAUAGAUCCUUGAUUUAACCAAAGUGCAUAAAUAUUUUGAUACAUUUUUAAGCUGACAAUGCCGGUCUAUGGCUGAUCUUUUCAGGAUGAAACAGAAUGGCAACAUUUUCUUAGGCAGAACCUGGAAGUUGUUGCUAAAGUGGCAGAGUUGAUGACACCAGAAGUUUUCCAACUUGUGGUAGGUGGCACGAGAGCAAUUAUUUUUCAAUAAUUAGAUAUUUUAUAUACAUGUACACAAUGUGCUGUCUUUAUACAUGUACACAAUGUUCUGUCUAUGUACAUGUACAUGAUGUUCUGUAUAUAUACAUGUACACAAUGUUCUGUCUAUGUACAUGUACACAAUGUUCUGUCUAUAUACAUGUACAUGAUGUUCUGUCUUUUCUUUUCAAGCCUAAACAUAUCUUGUUCCACUAUUUAUAUUGAUUUAGUGGGAUCCUUUCCAAGACCAUGUUGAUACCUACCUCGGCAUAGAGAAAUUUGUCGACAGCUCUGGGUAUGAGCGGCGAUUGUGCGUGUCUGCUGAGAAUGACUGCAGGCGACUUCACUGCGCCCUCCGAGACCUCUCGUCUCUUCUGCAAGCUUUAGGCAGAUUAGCCGUGCAUUUUACUGGAGAACAUUUUGUCACGAGGUUCACAAAUGCAAUGCAAAUUGUUAACAGGUUGGUUCAGAUUUCUGUUGUGAAUGCAAUGCAAAUUGUUAACAGGUUGGUUCAGAUUUCUGUUGUGAAUGCAAUGCAAAUUGGUAACAGGUUGUUCCAAACAUCUGAAUUUCAAAGAAAUGAUUACUUUGCUAUGAGCUAAUAGCUGAACUUUCUGUUUUUCAAAAGUUUCUUUUAGUGUAUAGAUGGAUAUUGGUAAAAAGAGAUUUUCUACCUUUUACUCACUGAAUGCUCCUGGCCUCUCUCUUUGCUAACACGCUUGAUAAUUUAAACGUUUUUUAAAAUAGUAAUUAAGGGGCUCAGUUGGUUAGUUUGAAUGAUAGUAGACUAUCUUCAAGUUAUAGUUAGCAUGACAGCAUACUAUCGUCAAGUCUCUACGUUUGAAAACAGAUAUAAAAAUGUAUUUACAACUUUUUGCCAUUUAUUGUUAUAAAUGAGAAGCAUACAUUGAUAUGUAUUAAAAUAAAUUGUGACGAAAUGUUUCAGACUUGUCCAUGUUACUUCCUAUGGAAGUAGAAUUAAGUUCUUUGAGGUGACCACAUCAGCUGGGGUACUGCAGCAAGAUUUCAUUGAAGUGUAAGAAUUAAUUUAGUAUGUAAUUAUUAAUUUAAAGGAUUAUUUAACAGCAAUACAACACAAAUAUUUAGUGAGUUGGACCAUUUCCUUUAUGCUUGCAACAACAUAUGCAGUGUAAUGCAUAAUAUUUCAAUAUUCUGUCAUGAAAUGCUGUACUAUUCUUUGAUUAAAACAUGAUUUUUCUUGUACUGUCAGCCAGUCCUGGGUUAAAACAUGAUUUUUCUUGUACUGUCUGUCAGCCAUGCCCAGUCUCUGGUUAAAGCAUGAUUUUUCUUGUGCUCUCAGCCAUGCUCAGUCUCUGGUUAAAACCUGAUUUUUCUUGUACUGUCAGCCAUGCCCAGUCUCUGGUUAAAGCAUGAUAUUUCUUGUACUGUCAGCCAUGCCCAGUCUCUGGUUAAAACAUGAUUUUUAUUGUACUGUCAGCCAUGCCCAGUCCCUGGCAGCCAUCAAAGCCUACACACACUGGAUGUUUCAGUUUUACACUGAAAGUUUACGGGUCAACCAACAAAAGGAAGAGUUCAAUUCAAUCCUUCUGGCUGUCAUCCAUUCCAUCACUCCACUCAUUGACAAACAGGUAUAUUAUGGGCCACCAGGUAUAUUAGGGUUCUCUAGGUAUAUUAUGGGCCACCAGGUAUAUUAUGGUUCACCAGAAUCAAGAGGUAAAAUUAAAAAUUAUUUUGUGUCUUGAUUCAGACGCAUGGUGUGACUUUACUAAGAUUUUGUUAAUGUUAUUAAAUUCAUGAUUACCAAUAAGAUCUAUUAUGUCAAUUGGAUACAUCAAAGCUAAAUCAUCAAUACAUCCCAUUAGUAUUAUUAUUAUUAUUAUUAUUAUAAAAAAUAUGAAUUUCUUUAAUGUCAGGUCCCUGAUAAGAUAAUACAAUCUGCUGCCCAUUUACUGCUGUCUAUUACUACAACUGUCAGGCCGGCAUUUCUACUUCAAGUGGCACCAGUCAUCACCCUGUAUGACUUGGCCAGUCAAGGGGCUUGUCAGAGUUUAGCACAAGAGGUAAACAGACUGGCAAAUAAAUUAUGUAGUCUCAUCUUUUUUUUUUAUAAAUACUCUAAAACUUGGUUAGAAACUUAAAUUUUGCUUUCAAACGUCAUUUGGUCUGUAACUCUUCAAAUAUUACUUUUUAAAAUUGGCCUAAUUUUCUUUUAAUUUAAAUCUAUCGUUUUACAACUUUGGAUCAAAACAUUUCACCAUUUCCUCAUCUUGUCAUUAUUUACAAAACAUCCUCUUCUGCGGCAGGUCCAGCUACUGAUUUACCGCUCUCUAUCCCACUAUCUGCUGCUUCCGUGGCCAAAUGUUGGGGCACAGGAACAGGACUGGGAGAACCGAGCUAACCUUCACAAGACUCUUGUUGCUCAGCUGACGGCUCAGUUUGUUGCCCUGGGAAACUUGCCAGAACUGGCAACCAGUAAAUCAACUCAGGAGCAAGGUAAACAUGUUUUGCCACCAGGCAUGAUGGUAUUGGUACCAGACAUGAUGGUAUUGGUACCAAACAUGAUGGUAUUGGUACAGGGGCUUGUUUAAAGUCACCCAGUGGAGUUGAUUGGCUUAACCCAUUGAAACUGCGAUCCCACUUUCUUGGUCCUUGUGUUAUAAAUCCAUACCCGCCUAACCGAUAUUUCUGUCUCCCGCACCUUAUCCUAGAUUGAAAGUCUUUAUUUAAAAGAGUGUUGUAAAUACUGAGUUCAGGGUUUACCAUGUGACUCGUGAACGGUCACAGUAAUGGCAGCACCCAUUGGUUUUUUUGUGUAUUAUGUUUUACUCAUGUUUUUCAAUGUAUAGAGGUGAUGAAAAAGAAAAAAUUGCCAAUGGGCUCAAAGGAUUCAAAGGAAUAUUAUCUUGUUUUGAAAAAAGUAUUAUAAUAAAAGCAAAUAGACAAUGAUAUUGAUAGUGACAAUCAGCUGACUUCAACUAGUGCUAGUGAUGGAAUGUGUGCUUUGCUAGUAAUGGAAUGUGUGCUUUGCUAGUGAUGGUUAAUGCUUUGGGAACUAAAGACCCAACACAAGGUAAGUCCUAGUCCUAGCCUUGGUUUUUAUGAAAAUGGGGUCGUAAAAGUGACCUACUAUGCUAUUCUACAUCAACUCUACUAUGCUAUUCUACAUCAACUCUACUAUGCUAUUCUUCAUCAACUCUACUAUGCUAUUCUACAUCAACUCUACUAUCCUAUUCUACAUCAACUCUAAGACAAUUUUCUCAUUGUGACUGUGAUACAUUUUAUAAUAGUAAUGGACAAUUUAGAUUGAAAUACCGGUAAAUAAAAUUUGUAUCAUUUUAUAAUCAUGGAAUUUGGUUUGCUUGUGUGUCUGUUUGUUAAAAUUUACCCCAGAGGCAUGGGUAUUUUAGGAUGAGAAGUCAAGGGUUACAAUAUAGUUGGUUACCUCAUGUCCAUUUGACUUGAUGUUCUAAGAGCCAUUGAGAUUUGCUUUUUUGUGAGGUCUCUCAUUCAGGCUCCAAAGGGUUUAGGAGCUUGAUAGCAUGAUUGCCAUAUUUGAUAAAGAUAGUUUAAAAUCUUUAUGAAUUCACAGAGUUCUUCUUUUUUUUUGUGUUGAAAACCAUUUGGCAGACUACACUAUAAAAAUAAUCUAAAAAACAUGGUUUAUAGCUAAAUGAUUCUUUCUUGGAUGUGAUUAUAUUUGAACUAACUGUACUCUUUUUGUCCUAAUUAAUUUUUUGUUGUGGUUCUGUUUGAACUAAAUUAUUAUUAUUUUUUUUUUUAGCUUCAUUUUUUGUUGUGAUUAUAUUUUUACUGGCUGUAUUUUAUUUAAUUUCAUUUUUGGUUCUGAUUCUGUUUGAACUAACAGUAUUCACUGUAUCUACUCUGUUUUUCCAGCUAAAGAUGUGAUCAAGAAGACCAUGACCAUCUGCCAGGACUGGGUGGAAUCCCUGGCUGGAGAAGUGGUGAAAUCCAAGCAGAUUUGUUUCCAGUCCCUGCAGGAGGUCACCCUGACAACGCUCACCGUGUUCCCAAUCUAUGUCCAGGAUGUGGAUGUUGUGGAAAAUAUCAUGACCUUCUUCCUGGCAAUGUUCCAAGGCUUGCGUGUACAGAUGGGAGUGGCAUUUACAGAAAAAAUUAUUCAUGCUUUUAUGAAUGUCUUUUCCAGGUAAGUACAUUUCCUUCACUCAUUUCAGCUUUUACUACAAAGACUUUUUGGUGAAAGCAUAGUGCUUACUAUAUUAUAGGAUAUAACAUUUUUAAAGAGCUUUAUAUAUGUUCAAAAUGUUCUCCCUUUUUUGUUGUACCCGUGCUGUAAUUUACUUAAUUUUGGUUAAAUAUUUUAAAGAACUAUAUCAUUUAUUAAUAAUCAUCACCUCAAGCAAUGAUUGUGACAUCAUACAUUUGCAGAUUUAUAAGAGAUUUCUUGAUUAGGCAAAGAACACAAUUUUAAAAAUUAAGUAUUGCUCACUGUUUUUUGUUUAGAUUAUUCUUUUCUUCUGAUCUACAGUGCAGCUGUGCCAUAUCACCUGAGCAAUUUUUAUUUUUUUCUUAGCUCUAUUGAUUUUUUUAUCUACUACAUAUACCAUAACUUAACAUCUCUCUUUUUUUUUUUUACGGAUUAGAGGAACCAUUGUGUUUGUCACAGCUUUGCAUAUUAAGCAUUGAUUUUUUUCACUUCUUAAUGUCUUGUCCUCCUAGGGAGCUUCUGGCCCAGACCAUUCAUCAUGAAACAAGUGGUGCAUUUAGAGUUAUUGAAAAGUAAGUGCAUUGAAUGCAACACAGUUUUAAUGUUAACUCUUUCGCUGCGGAAUUUUUUUAUCAAAAAAAUGUACAUUUUUUUUAAGAUCGGAAAAGAGUGAGAGGUUGGGUUUAUUAAAAAAUAUUAAAAAUAUUAUUCUUUGAUUUAUAAGACUAAACUUAGUAUCAAAUGAAAGUUAAGUGAAAGGACUAUAUGUCUAUACACUUAUUUGUUCACUUUAAAUAAAAUAAAUUACAGAAAAGAAACAUAAAAUGUGAAAACAUUUAAACAAUAAAAUGAAAAUCCAGUUAUUUGAUUCAAUAAAGUAUCUUAGCUUAAUUUAUCUUGCCUCUGUAUUGAUUAUCUGUAAUUAGAUCGACUUAUAAUCCUCACAGUUUUUUAAAGAUAUUAGAAUUAAUCGUGCAAGAUCCUGGAUCACAAUUCAAGGUCCUUCUUCCUAGAAUAAUUUCAAUAGCAAUGGACCAGAUUUAUCCCAUUGUUGCACCAGUAAGUAUGAAUCAUAUAAUGUAACUUUUUAUUUCUAGACACAAAUUUCAAACAGAACUUAUUGUAUUAAAUGUCAAUAAAUUUCUGUUAGACUGUAUAUUAAAUUUUGAAAUUACGGCAAUUUCUGAAGGACGCAGAUUUUAUUUGUGACAUACAACAAAAAAAAAAUACAUCUUACCAAUGUGCAUUUGUUUACUAUUCCCACAUUUACUCGUUAAUAAAUUAUGAAACUUAAACAUCAUUCUUAAGAUCAUUUCUAUAACAAACAUUUCUAAUAACAAAUGUGUUUUGUCAUUUCUAUAACCCAGCGUCCAUCUCCAGACAUGAAGAGCGCCUUGUAUCAUCUCCUGCAUGAGAUACUUGCCAACAACUGGAGAUAUUUUUUUAAGGGCUCAAUUCUUGAUGUCAUGAAAGAAUCAGGGGAUGGAUUGGAAAACAGUGCUCAAUUUAUUUCAAUUUUACAGGUGUUUUAAAAUUAAAACAUCUAUUUUUCCUACUAAAACUUUGGAAAAGAUUGAAAGUUUUUAUUGUUUUAUAAUAAAUGAGUUGAAAAUAUUGUUUGUAUGAAGUAUUCUUCAUAGAAUGAGGAAUAUAAAGACCUUUUAUACAAAAAAAUUAAUAGUAUUAUUUUUAUCUUCACAGGCUUAUGGACAGUCAUUUUUACAAACAGACAUCAGUAUAUUUAGGCAGAAUUUGGAAUCUCUUGAAGCUUUAAAUUUUAAAUGGAAACUGUAUAAUAAGGUACGGGUGGAUAAACAAUUCAGUUACUUUCACUUUAAUGUGCUAGUUUUGAGUUACGGCAAGUUAUCUGUUGGGGCAAUUUAUGAGUCAGGGCAAGUUGUUAUUAGUUAAGGCAAGUUGUUAUGAGUUAGGGGCAAGUUAUGAGUCGGGGCAAGUUAUGGCUUAGCGUUUCAAACUGUUUAGAAAUGGUGUUGUACUUUUGGAAUGAAAAUUUACUGGUUCCAUAUGUCACGGCCAGAUCGCAUGAUUAUGUUAUGUGUCUGUGUUAAUAAUUUUUUAAGUGAGCAAUAAUGUUUUGCGUUUGGAACUUCCCCAUACAUCGCACCACGUUUACUAAGUCAUGAAUGCGCUAUGAAGCAUUUCAGGUGUGGUGUGAUAUAUUUGUUAUGAGCAACAAGAAGGCAUUCUUUAAGGAGUGAGUGGGUGAUUUUUAUUGAGCGGGAUACAUUUGGGAAGGUGGACAGAAGUUUUUCAUUCAUAUGGUGUGAACACCAUUAAUGUUGGUUUGUGUUGAUUGUGUAAAUAAUUUAAGAAUAUUUGUUUGAUACAACCAUCUCGUGGAGUUAUUUGCCAGAAAGAAACAGAGUUUUUGACUCUGAUAUUGUUUUCUGUAGCCAUUCGGAGGAGAACCACCCCUAGACAUUUUGCCCCACCAUACUGGUAUUGAAAAAAAAAAAGUUCUUUAAACACUUGAGUUUAUACACAGAAAGUUUUAAAAAAGAAUUUUUUAUGCUCAAAAUGUACAAAGUACAAGUACAAGGUAACUGAAACUGUGAGCUACAUUUUGUUUGGCAUUCUUAUUUAUCUGUUGGUUUAUCCAUGAUACUCGUAUCCUCAACAAAGUAGAAUUAUAAUGCUCAUUAAUAUACAGUUAAUUUUUUGUGUGGUAAUUUUGUCUUCAAUUUUUUUAUAGAAAAUAUUCUCUGAAGUAAUGAGUCAUCAGUUUCUCAAAGUCUUAUUGCAAGUAUUAAUCCAAAAGUCACAUGACCUGCUGCAGGAAGAAAUAGUGAUCUCAGUUUACAAUAUGGCAGCUGUGGACUUUAAUUCUUUCUUCAGUACAUUCUUGCCCCAAUUUCUGGCCUCUGUGGAAGGCAUUGAUAAAAAUCAAAAAUCAGUCCUGGCGAAGAACAUUAAACUUGACUGGGUGAGUAACUUGAUUCGGCGGGUAACUUUAUUGAUGGGUGAGUAUUUUAGCUCUAUUUUAUAUAUUGGUUGUCUUUCUAUAUAUUACUAUAAGUUUCUAUACUAUAAGUUUUUCUUUAGCAGCAUAAGCAAAAUAAGUCAUGAAGCAGCAAACAUUUUUAUUGGCUACUAGUCAAAAUAUUUCUUUCCAUUCCAUUCACAGACUUUUUCUCUUUAUUCUAUUAAUAAUCAAAUUUUAUUUUUAUAUUCGAUAUUUCCAGGAUUUACCUUCGUUCACCCAAACAGUUCAACGGUUUGUCAAUGAUCUUCGUUACUAUUCUCUAAUCAACAGCAGUUUACCUGCAGGAUCUGUGUCAUUAGUAUAGGAUUAAUUAUCUCUAUAUACCGUAAGGUUGGAAAUAUUGCAGUAGAUAAUGCUUAAUUCAGAUGCUAAAUUGUAUAUGUUGGAGAUCUCUUGGAACAAAACACUCAACCCAGAUGGUGUCUAAAAAACUAAAAUAAAAAAGGGAGCACUAAAAAAUUGUUCCCACUGUGUUAAGUGACUUCUUGAUGAAAUAAUUAAACUAAUUUGAAUCUCUUGCUAUUUUCAAAAUAUAAAAGCAAUUUACUGUUUUGUUAAUUUAAAAGUAUUAUUUCUCUUGCUCUAAUAAAUGUGUGCGACUGAAUCCUGUUGGUGACAAUUGCCAGACUUUUAUGUGAUUUAAUUUAAAUUUUA